AGGCUUAAGCCUCCUAAUAUCGCCAACAAUCGCCUUUCAUACUAACAUUUAGUUAAUUGCUCUCAAGCACUAGUUGCGGUAUUACGUGUUUUACUUACGAUUCUGCAGUUGCAAAAUGUCGAAGACCCGUGUGUACGUUGUCGGUGUGGGCAUGACCAAGUUUGAGAAGCCCGGUCGCCGAGCUGAUGUAUGCUACCCGGAUUUUGCCAGGGAGGCGAUCACAAAAGCUCUACAGGAUGCGGGCAUCAAGUACGAGGAAGUGCAGCAGGCGGUGGCCGGCUACGUUUACGGAGACUCCACCUGCGGACAGCGGGCCAUCUACGAGGUGGGAAUGACCGGUAUUCCUGUCUAUAACGUCAACAACAAUUGCUCCACGGGAUCGAGUGCCCUCUAUUUGGCCAAACAGAUCGUCGAGAGCGGAAACGCAGAUUGCGUCCUAGCUUUGGGAUUCGAAAAGAUGGAGCGUGGAUCCCUGUCCUCAAAGUACUUUGAUCGCGCCAAUCCCAUGGAGCGCCACAUCACCGAGAUGGGUGAGCUGACCGAGAUCGGAGCUGGUCCCAUGGCUGCCCAGAUCUUCGGCAAUGCCGGCAAGGAACACAUGAAGAAGUAUGGCACUAAGCCCGAGCACUUCGGCAAGAUCGCUUGGAAGAACCACAAGCACUCCGUCAAUAAUCCCUACUCGCAGUUCCGCGAUGAAUACACUCUGGAGCAGAUUAUGAAGUCGCCCCAGGUUGUGGAGGGAGUGCUCACAAAGCUGCAGUGCUGUCCCACUUCCGAUGGAUCUGGAGCUGCCAUUCUCGCCUCCGAGGCUUUCGUGCGUCGCCACGGAUUGGAAAAGCAGGCUGUGGAGAUUGUGGGCAUGGAGAUGGCCAGCGACCCGGCGUCCACCUUCGCCGACAAGAGCUUGAUGAAGAUUGCUGGAACCGACAUGACUCGUCUGGCCACCCAGCGUCUGUUCGCCAAGAGUGGGUACAAGCCCCAGGAUGUCCAGGUGGUGGAGCUGCACGAUUGCUUCUCGGCCAACGAGUUGGUCACGUAUGAGGCACUUGGCUUGUGUGGAGAGGGCAAGGCCGGCGAGUUUAUCGACGCUGGAGACAACACCUACGGUGGCAAGUUCGUGGUCAACCCAAGUGGUGGCCUGAUCUCGAAGGGCCAUCCUCUGGGCGCCACGGGUCUGGCUCAAUGUGCUGAGCUCUGCUGGCAGCUCCGUGGAUUGGCUGAGAAGCGCCAGGUGCCCAAUGCCCAGUUGGCUCUGCAGCACAAUCUGGGACUGGGAGGAGCUGUAGUGGUUGCUCUGUAUCGUCUUGGCUUCCCAGCUGCCAACAGCGUGGUUCGCAAUCUGACCGCUGCCGGCAAGGCUGCUACCAGUGAGGAUGGUUUUAAAGUGGCACCCCUACUGAAACUAUUGGAGCAGGCCAUGCAGGAGGAUAAGGACAAUCUGAUAGAAAAAGUGCGCGCCAUUUAUGGCUUUAAGGUUAACAACGGACCCAAUGGCCAGACCGGAUUUUGGGUAAUUGAUGCCAAGCAGGGCAAGGGAAAGAUCAUCUUUAAUGGAACACAAAAAUGUGAUGUUACCUUUAUCAUAAGCGACGAUGAUGUGUUUGAGCUGCUGACAGGAAAGCUGCCACCCCAAAAGGCCUUUUUCCAGGGCAAGAUCAAGAUCCAGGGCAACAUGGGAUUUGCCAUGAAACUGAUGGACCUGCAGCGAUCCGCCCAAGGAAGGAUCGAGGAGCUGCGCUCCAAGCUAUAGGCUCGUCUUCUUGUGCAAUGCAACACCUUGGUGGCUUUGGAUCUGUUAAACCUAAUUAUAUGAAUAUAUCCAGCAUACGCUUUUUAUACGACUUUUGUAUUAUAUCUGUAGAGAUUAAACUGUUAUUUUCGCAAUCGAAA
Drosophila teissieri is the source of this 1890-nucleotide messenger RNA. RefSeq names its product sterol carrier protein 2 (gene ScpX). Gene Ontology annotation, molecular function: acyltransferase activity, transferring groups other than amino-acyl groups. NCBI's taxonomy places the organism in Eukaryota, Metazoa, Arthropoda, Insecta, Diptera, Drosophilidae. The coding region runs from base 116 to 1750 and encodes 544 amino acids. The record is from RefSeq and is a predicted model, not a curated record. The transcript has 5 exons.